Dioscorea cayenensis subsp. rotundata (Guinea yam) is the source of this 1355-nucleotide messenger RNA. RefSeq lists its product as uncharacterized. The transcript has 5 exons. Gene Ontology annotation, cellular component: peroxisomal membrane; peroxisome; peroxisomal importomer complex. Gene Ontology annotation, biological process: protein import into peroxisome matrix, docking. The coding region runs from base 545 to 1162 and encodes 205 amino acids. NCBI's taxonomy places the organism in Eukaryota, Viridiplantae, Streptophyta, Magnoliopsida, Dioscoreales, Dioscoreaceae. The record is from RefSeq and is a predicted model, not a curated record.
UCUCCUCCGGCGACCUCCACCACGCCCUCUCCAUCUUCGUCCACCUCCACAACCCCCCUCUCCACCUCCACAAUUCCAUGCUCUGAGCCUUCUCCACCUCCCAACAUCUCUAUACCACCCUAUCUUUAUACAAACACUUCACCUUCUCGUUUGCGCUCAAGAUGUAUGCUGAAAUGCCUGACCGAACAACAGGGCGUUGUAUCCACUCGCGCGUUGUCAAAACCGGGUGCCAGCUCGAUGCUUAUGUGAUCGCCACUCUGAUUCGCAUGUACGCUUGUUGUGGUGACGUCGAGUGCGCGAGGUCUUUGUAUAAUGCCGAGAAAGAUCCGAACGUCGUCGCGUGGACAACGGAAUGAGAUCACGAUGGUGCGCGCACGCUCGGGAUUUAGAGACUGGUAGAUGGGUUCACGCUCGCUCGGACGCUUGGAACGGCGCUUGUGGACAUGUAUGCGCGGCAUGCCACGACCUCCAAAACCAUGGGAGAAGGCAGGAAGCUCAUCUAGUGCUACUACUCCUUUCAAGCCAUGGGCAAUAGCAAGCUCAGAUGGUCCUGCACCUUUCAAAGCCAUCAGCAAGGCCUCGAGAUAUUGUUUCUAGGAACUUUUCUGUAAAUAGAAGCACUGUUGAGAGACCUUUACCUCUUAGACCAUGGGAACAAAAUCAUGGGAACAAUCAUCGAGGUUAUGGUGCUGUAAAUAAUGGAUUUGGAGUGAAUCAUGGUAGAAUUUUCAACAACUUUUUUAACAAUCAAAAUAAUAGGUUGAUGGGCACGACGGUUCCAAAUGGUAAUUGGCCAUUACCACCAGGCAGCCAGAAACCUUUUAUUGAGAUGUUGUCUGAUUUGUCAAACUUCUUUGGUCGGACAUCAGGUGCUAUUGAUCAGAGCAGCAGAUCACUAAACACUCUAUUGGAAGCAAUCCACGACUUAUGCCGAGUUGCUGCAUUUCUACGUGCUGAACUUGCAAACUCUUGCUCUUGGAUACAGCUCUUUAUAAAAAAGUAUUGGAUUAACCGUCUAAUUAAGUGCAAAGAGCUUUCUGGUCUCUCUAGUGACAGAGUGAUGAAAUACAUCGAAGGCCCGAAAGACACUAAUGGUUCAUGGAAUGUCGUCUGGAGUGAGCAACAAAAACAACCUGCUGAAAAAGAUCGACAAGCUCAAUGAAUGUCGAAUUAUGUCUGUGUGACAUAGUAUUGUGUUUUGAAUGUUCAACAAUGUAUAGGAACAAGACCAGCUCUUUCAGAAAUCAUCUAGUUUGAUUAGAAUCAAAGAGACAUGAUGUAUUACCAAACUAGUAUUUGGCUUUAUGUAAUGUUCUUGUGCAUUGUUUUUACCUUAUUUUUCAGUGAUGAUUACU